GAAACAUGAUAUAUUUCACCAGGCACAGUGGAAGGAGGGUAUGCAGGGGCUGUAUAUGGGGGUGGGGGGCAACAAGCACCCACUAAACUAGAUGAGGAUAAGCUAACAAAGAAAGACAUGGAACGCGAGAUCACGAGGAGUUUGUUUUCGUCAAGAGUGGCGGAGAUGAAACAGGGCUGGUUCACAAAUCGCGACGAAAUGUUAAAAGUUCUUCCAGAUCUUGUUGAAAAACUCACCGAUUACAAAACUCAUUUUAAAAGCAAUGUUGAUAUGAAUGAGAAUAUACAGAAUCUGCUUGAAGUGAAAUCCCUGGUAAAAUGCGCGUUGUCGGACACUCGACAUCCAUUUAACACUCUUCCCACUAGAUGGCACCAACAAGUUCAACAACAAGCCAAGCGUGAAGCUACUUUGACCACACUGCAGGACAAGAUCCUUGUAUGUGAGGAAAACAUGAAGAGGUUCAUGAAGUUAAACGCUCUUCUACAAAGUCCUGAGUUAGCAGCGUUAAUCACUGAGGCUGCAACUAAGUUAGAUCUUGGUCCUUGUGCGUUUGAACAUGCAACCAAGUUCCUACAUAGCGCAGGACAAGCUACCAUGGUUUCACAAGCACAGAUGACAGAGAAAGAGUUGGUGACGGUCGGUGACCAACAUCGACACGCCAUGCGAUCGUGUCUCGAUGCGCUCAGCCAAUACGCCGCUGUUGCUGCUCAUUUCCCUCCAGUGGCAGCUAUACGCAACCACCGUGUGGCAGUAUGGAGCGAUAGAUUGGAGAAAAUGGUUAACGGGUUGUUGGACUUGAAUUGUUCGUCGAUAAGAAGUGAAAUCGAACGUUGCAGCUCAAAGGAAGCAAUUCUUGCUCAGACUCGAGCAGCCGCUGUUAAAGACGUUUCCCUUCAACGUGAAGCAACCGAUCUUAACGGGGGGUUGGUUAAGUUGAUGGAUAGGAGAAGUAGGGAGACGGUUAUAUCAGGGAGGAUGCAGGAAGCGGAGAGGAUGGUGCAAACGUCGCAGGAACAUAUCCUUAAGUUUGUUCAAGACCAUGGAUUGGAAGGACUUGGUUCGUUCACGGGCGUCCUCACCAUGCUGUUAUGUGCGUUGGAUCAACGUGCUAUCACCAUGGAAACCACUGCUGCUAAUUCUGGUCACCGAUUGGUUGAUAUGACGUCCCAGGAAGGUGAUUGGUUCCUGGAGGAGUUGUGCGGACUUUUCUCAAACAUGGUUCAGCUUCUGCGAUUGGCCGAUGGAUUGCUCAACCCUUCGUCGACCUCUGAUACGCCACCUAGUGUUACAAGGGAGGCAACGAGAGCCGUGAUAUGUGCAGAUAAUAUUUACCGAACGUUACUUGAAUUGUUUAAAAACUUCCGCAACAUAAUCGUACCUGAAGCCGUGAAGUUGUUGCAAUGUGAGGAACCAUCUGUAGUGGAACUCGUUGCUGCUGUUAGUGGAAUCGUGCACGGUGUAAGGAUAGAUGAUCUGACUAAGCAGUUAAUGGCAAGCUUACGCAACCAAGGAACACAGAAUGGAACGAGUUCAGCGUACGAGGAUGCGUUGGCUGAAGUACAACGACUACAACCACAAUAUACGCAGCUGCUGCAGGAUUCUAGACAGAAACGAUCAGACGAACAACGCCUCACAGCAGGCCAGAUGUUGCUACAAGCAUUUGACGGAUUAUUCAGAUCGGCACGGAACGAUUUCAACGCGUUGCUCAUCGCACGAGAUGGUUUGUUGGCAUCUGGGUUCGUCACCAAGGAAUGGACGUUUGUGGAUUGUUUGAAUGAACCAAUGCAACUGCAGAAGCUGAAGAAGCUGUCAGCCACCAACGAAGCACUCCAAGCUUUAUUAUUCGCGAAACAACUACAAGCGAUGAACGAUUUCUUCGUUCUUUGUCAUUCCAACGCUCGUGCGUUCGUGGUGGAUAGAUCAGCACCUAGUGGCAAGAAUACAACUGGAGGCCACCAUUACAUGGGGAGUAAGAACUUGUACACUGAAGAAAGGUUGGCGAAACCUGUGAAACAUUUUGUGUCGUAUUUUGUGCAAGAGUUGUUGAUUGGAAUUCCUGGAGAGAUGUUAGGAUGUGCGUUAUGUGGAUACGUUGAACUACUCGGUGUUGAGCUCGGUACCUUCAUGAUGUCAGUGUCCAACAACCAAGUUGUUAAAGUCGAGGAAAUUUGCAAAGCUGCGGUCGAAACUAAAUAUUCGCAGAGUUUACUCGCGAAACCUCUGAUGUUGGUUUACCAAUUCAAUCGAACGUGGAAAGAUUUAGAUCGUGCUCGAAGACUCGAUUCAAACAUCGUGUCCGUUCGUGCAAGUUUACAUCGGGCUAAACUACAGGUGACGAGGUUCCAGUGGUUAUACGAAGAUCUUCUUGAAGCAGGUGGGGGAAGUACCUUGGCGUUACCACGACGACGUGAUGUCAUCAACGACCUCAGUAAACGGAUGUCCGCGCUUCGUCACUUGGUGGCAGUGUUGGAGCAAGUUCAGGAUAAGGCUUCGUCACAAAACACGUCGAUACAACAGCGCCUCAAGUGGGCAGCAGGUGCGAACCCGAGUUUACAAACGGUGUUGAGCUCGGUGGAGGCCGACGGUGACAACCGGAUGAAACUUGUUAAGAAUGAAAAGAUUUUGAGUAUGAAGAUAUUGGAUGUUUGUGAAAAUGCCGUCAGUUUCGAACAAAGUCGAUUGUUACUCAGCGAAAACAACAAGGAUCAUGACGUGGAGUUUUUGAAACUGUUGGAGGCGUGUGAGGGGGUGUGUCGUGCUGUGGGGAAGUCCCCUGUACAACUGGAUGCCAUGGAACAAACAGCAACUGAUGUUUUGCCCCCGAAACACAACUCGUCACCCAAGGAUUGGCUGCAAAAAGUUUCCGAUAAGAUCCAACAGAGCGUGACCAAAUGUCGACAACAGCGCAGCCAAGUGGAGGGAAAGAUGCUUCUCGUUAAAUCGAGUCUUCGUGACCUUGUGACCUCCGUUAAACAAUUGUUAUCGAGUCACGGUCGAUUGCUUUCCGAUGUUAAGACACUGCUUAAGACAAUGGCGAAGGAGGAAGACAAUGAAGAGGACAGCGGAGGAGUCCGUCGAUACAUGACGCGAUACAAGGAGUUAACAUCCUCGUUAAGCGACGCGCUGAUGGACGUACUUCAUGGAUGCGAUGCAUCAACCAUCGACCCUGAUCCUUUAAUUCUACGCAUCACUGAGAUAGCUGGCAUGGUGGCAAGUGUUUACGAAGAUCUUGUAUCGUUCGCGAACCCAUACAUGGAAAACCCACCGGAGCGUAUCCAACCCACUUUUGCUACUGCUUUACGAACUGGAACGGGGUUACCCACCCUGGGUGUGAGGGGAAGUCCCGGGGCCAAGAAAGCUGUCAUUUUAUCGACAGGUGGGGCAACGGGGUCUCAGUCAGUUGGAACCCCCAGCACCCCACCCAUGGUUGGCACGGAUACGGGGGCUUCCACUAAAACUACAAGUCCGAAGAAAAAAACUCGAGACCCGAGGACCGGGAAAGCGAUCCAGGAACGAAACUUUUUUGCGAUGAGCGUUUGGCGUCGAGUGAAAGCGAAGUUGGAUGGGAGAGAUAUCGACGGGAAUAAACGAAUGCAAGUUGCUGAGCAGGUUGAUCAUGUGAUAAGUGAGGCGACGUCAUUGGAUAACUUGGCGCUUCUGUACGAGGGGUGGACGGCAUGGGUGUAAGGCCCCACUUUGUAUAAGCCCCUUGAGGCUUUGUUAAUUCAUUCACCAGCAAUUCUAUGAGUUGCCACUUUUUGAGGCCGUCUAUAAAGAAAGAGAAUAAGAAGAGGAAUGAGUAGGAGCGCUUUGAGAAAAGUGAGAGAUCUUUUUCAGCUCUUGUCCAGAAAUCGCAGAAAAUUUUCAAGAAAGUUAUGCGUUGUUGUUAAAUUGGCCGGCAUUGAAACAAAAUUAGAUCCCACCAUUUGAAGUUUCUCUAAAUUAUUUAAAUUGUUUCAAAGUCAUGUUUUUAAAUUGCCCAGUUAGAAUUUUUGCCGCGUUUUUUUUUCGAAUUGGUGUUGAGGUUAUGUGGUGAAACAUAGAUAUCUUAAAUGCAGCUUUAAAUAGAAAUAACAUAAUUAUAAUUCUGACGUUUUUCCGCUAUGUUAAAAAUGUUUGAACUACGGUGUUCCCUAUAACGUUGAGAGGGGAAAUGUAAAUAGAGUUUCGUUGCUGUUGUGUUGCGGUUUUAUUUCAUUUAACAAUCAAUAUGUUACUCUUAGUUGUUAAGUCUUAUAUAAACAUAUUGAUUUUAUUAAAGGAAAACUGCAUGCUUGCAUGUUCAAGGUUUAAGUUAAGCAUAUAGUAGUAAUGUGUUGGGUUUUUAUUUGUUUAAAACAAUCAAUUAAUGACUAUCCGUGUUAUUAUUUCGUAUAUAACCAAGCUUAUGUAUGUAUGGGUUUACACCACAAAACUUAAGUUACAAUAGCCAAGACAAUUGUUAAAUGUGAAAUGUAAAUAUCAUUGUGUGAAACAUGUAAUAAACUGUAGUGGAAUUG
Molecule: messenger RNA, 4499 nt
Organism: Ciona intestinalis (vase tunicate)
Lineage: Eukaryota; Metazoa; Chordata; Ascidiacea; Phlebobranchia; Cionidae
Source: RefSeq, a predicted model, not a curated record